Molecule: messenger RNA, 3867 nt
Organism: Rhodotorula toruloides NP11
Lineage: Eukaryota; Fungi; Basidiomycota; Microbotryomycetes; Sporidiobolales; Sporidiobolaceae
Product: centromeric protein E (cenp-e protein)
Exons: 9
Coding region: 1-3867 (1288 amino acids)
Biological process (GO): microtubule-based movement
Molecular function (GO): microtubule binding; ATP binding; microtubule motor activity
Source: RefSeq, a predicted model, not a curated record
AUGGCUUUCGCUCGUCCUUCGACACCCUCUGCUACCCCAAAACGACCAGCAACACGUGCACAGUCCCGCGCAUCGUCCCGUCCCGCCUCACCCUCGAAACCCUCCACCCUCGCCUCAUCACUCAACCAGCCUCUGCCCCGCCCCGCCUCUCGAACGGGCAUCGCUGGCACCUCCCGGCCAGGCUCUAGACUGUCUACGACGAGCAAUGGUGGACCUUCCAGCCCCACGAAGCGGUUGUCGGUGACGGGCGAGGUCGCUCGAUCGAGCGGUGCAGGGAGGAGCUCGACGCCGACAACGCCAGGCGGGACAAGGAUUCGCCCGAAUGGCUCCAACAACAUGCUUUCGGCGACUGGGAGCUUGCUCAGCAUCGCAUCCGCACGGAGCACAGGCGAGCGAGGUCCUGGGGGACAAGCACGACCGAGUGUCGCUUCAACCAUCGCCUCGUCCGUCUCGUACCAGACAGACCUGGACGACAACCUCGUCACAGAAGACGAGCUCGACGAUGUCCCCCGGCGACGAGCAGGAUUUGGUCCGCCGAGUACGCCAAGGGGGUCACGUCCGUUACUGGAGGAUUUCGAGUCUGAGGAUGGGCGCAGGAGCUCGAUUGUCGAACGGGCGUACGAGGAGGUAUCGGGGACUGAAGGGGAAGAGACGGAGACGGAGGAGGAGGAAAAGGACGGCAAGCAGCAGAAUGUCGUCGUCUGCCUCCGAGUACGUCCGCCGAAGUCGACCAAUGUCUUCCCCGCACAACCCAUCUACACCUUCUCCCCUGCCGACUCGACCCUCUCGCUCACCUCCUCGCACCCGACCCUCCUCAAACGCUUCGGCUCGUCGACGUCCGUGCCGAAAGCGAUGUCGGACGAGUACGAGUUUCGCUUCGACUUGCUGCACGUCCACCCGAGCCCGACGGAAGACCUCUACGACAAGAAGAUUCGGCCUGUAGUCAAGGCUGCGCUUGGCGGCUUCAAUGGCACAGUUUUCGCCUACGGCCAAACUGCCUCCGGCAAGACGCACACUAUGCUCGGCUCGCCCUCGGAACCCGGCAUCAUCCCCCUCGCGAUCGACGAACUCUUCUCCCACAUCCACAGCCAACACUCUCGCCGAUCGUACUCGCUCCGCGUCUCCUUCCUCGAGAUCUACAAUGAACAGCUGCGCGACUUGCUUGCCUCGUCGACCAACGGCAAGGGUCCCGAGAUCGUCGAGAAUGGGAUGGUGAAGAACCUGGAGGAGCGAGCGGUUGGUUUGCCUGAAGAAGUGCUGGAGGUGCUGAAGGAGGGCGAGACGAGGAGGCGAGUCGGCGCGACGGACUGGAACGAGCGGAGUUCGAGGAGUCACUGCGUUUUCAUCGUUACGAUCGAGUCGAUGAGCAAGAAGGACGGAUCGGCCCGGACUUCGAAGCUCAACCUGAUCGACCUGGCAGGAUCCGAGUCGGCGACUGGGCAGGAGGAGCGACGAAAGGAAGGCGCUUUCAUCAACAAGUCUCUUCUCACCCUCGGCACCGUCAUUGGCAAGCUCACCGACCCGACCACCUCGACCGCCCACAUCCCGUACCGCGACUCGAAACUCACCCGUCUCCUUCAACCGGCCUUGUCCGGCAACUCUCGCGUCGCAGUCGUCUGCACCGUCUCGCCUGACGCCGAGCAGGCCACCGAGACGCUCAGCACGCUUAAGUUCGCGAAGCGGGCGAAGAUGGUGGUUACCAAGGCGGAGAGGGGUGUCCUCGUCACCGACGCCGUCAUGCUCAAGCGCUACGCCGCCCAGAUCGCCCACCUCGAAACCCAGAUCUCCUCCCUCGAAUCGCAUACUCUCGCUUCCGAACGCGACGCUGCCUUCGCCCGUCUCACCGAAGCUGAGCGGCUCGGUCGCGAACAGCAAUCGGCGCUUGAGGAAAAGGAGAAGGAGCUUGAGCGACUGCGGAACCUGUUGAGCGAGACUCAGCGGUUCGUCCUCACCGGGCCGGAACUCGAGCGAAGCGCGAGGCGGGUCUCGGGCGCCCACGGCAUGGCUGAGCUGCCAAUGGUGCUCAGUCCGAGUCGGUCGAGGAGCGUCAGGGGAACGGGGUGGACACCGAGUAAGCGGGUCAUCAGCGACGUGAGCGGGUUGGGCUUAGGAACACCUGCAGCGGGAGCGGCAAACGGACGAGGGACGCUACGUGCCAGCGCUGGCGCACGCUUGGCGGAAGAGGACGAGUCGAGGGAGAAGGAGGCCGCGCUCACACAACAGCUCGAAGCAGCGCAGGCUCAGCUCGCUUCCCUCUCUUCCGCCAACGCCGACCUCGAAACGCUCCGGGCGCAGCUUUCCGAUCUCGAAGGCGCUUCCGCGCGGGCACGAGUCGAUGCGGACGCCUCGGCUCAGCUGAGCGAGGAUCGGCGACAGCGCAUCGUGGCUCUCGAGCGCGAGAUCUCGGCGAUGAAGGAGGAGUUGGACCGGUUGCAGGCUGAGCGGGACUCGCUGCGGACGGCGCUCCAGAGUGUGCAGGACGAGUUGCAGACUCUGCGGAAGAAGAAGGAUCAGGAGGUCAAGCAGCUGCAGGAACGUGUCGAGCGGAUGGAGCAGGACCACGCCGGGUCGGACGAUGCCAAGGCUGCCGCAUUGCGGGAAGCGCAGGACGCUCUCCGCAAACGGGACGCGCUCGUCGGCAAGCUCGAAGCGUCUGUCGCUGCCCUCGAACGGCGCUUGUCGGCGAAGGACGUCGAGGCGCAGUCGCUUUCGGCUGCCAAGGAGGAGACGAUCGCCUCGCUUUCGCGACAGGUCGACAGCGUCAAGACGGAACUUGCGACCGUCAUCGCCGCGCGGGAAGGGGCCGUCAAGGCGGCACUUGACGAAGCGGCUGCGACUCGGCUCGAGCGGGACGUUGCGCUAAAGUCGGUGGAAGAGGCGGAACGGCGGGUCAAGGAGGUCGAGGAGCUGGGCGAACUCCACACGCAGCAGCACAAGGCGACCGAGCAGCAGCUUGAGCGGGAGAAGGAGCUCGCCCUUCAAGCUGUUCAGGCGGAAGUCGAACGCCUCAAGCUGGACUUGCAGGCCAAGGCGCAGAAGGCGGAUCUGCUGCAGCGUGCGGUUGACCGCUUCGAGCGACUCGAGGCGCAACGACAAGCGUACGAGAAGAAUCAACGCGCCGGAACCGACUUGCUCAAGUCCCGACUCGCCGAAUUGCAGGCUCGCUCGUCGAACUCGGCCACUCCUCUCGCUCGCUCUUCGUCCUCUGCAUCAGCCGCCUCCACGAUGUCCGACUCGACUGCGCCGUCGAGCGUCAUCGAGAACAAUGUCGAGCUGCAGAUCCGCAACGCGGAACUCGCCUCACGGCUACUUGAGGUCGAGAAGCAGGCUGAGGUAUCGGAAGCGGCGGCACAGCGCGAGAAGGGCCAGCUGAACGGGCUGCUUGACCUGAAGCAGCGGGAGCUGGACGAGACUGAGGCGCGGGCGGAGGAUUGGAAGCAGAAAUACCUCGCCGCUCAGCGCAUGCUCGAUCAGCUCUCGGCUGCCCAAUCAGCCGCCGAUGAGAACCGCCGCCCAUCUGUCUCGCCAGACACCGAUCUCCUGCCUUCGCGCACGACCUCGCUCACCCGCCGCCCUCUCUCGACCGCCCAGUCUCCCGCACCCUCCGCCCGCUCCUCCCUCGUCUCGCCCUCCCAGAACCCCUCUUCCCCCUGGUCGAAGUCGAUUCCGCCUCCUCUCCCUUACUCGCCUCACCAGCAGCGCGAGCGGGAGCGCGAACGUAAAGCGCGGAGGGAGACGAUCGCGCGUGAUUUGCAGAGGUUGAAGGAGGGGAAGGUCGUGGGCAACUCGAGGGAUGGGUGGGAUAGUCCGACGACUAGUCCGACUAAGAGCGAGUUUGCGGCGAGGAGGGAGAAGUGGUCGAGUUGA